This is a messenger RNA of Dictyostelium purpureum, 2271 nucleotides long. RefSeq lists its product as uncharacterized. The coding region runs from base 1 to 2271 and encodes 756 amino acids. Gene Ontology annotation, molecular function: ubiquitin protein ligase activity. The record is from RefSeq and is a predicted model, not a curated record. The transcript is spliced from 3 exons. Gene Ontology annotation, biological process: protein polyubiquitination; protein monoubiquitination. NCBI's taxonomy places the organism in Eukaryota, Evosea, Eumycetozoa, Dictyosteliales, Dictyosteliaceae.
AUGAAAAUAAAAGAAUUAAUAAAUAUAAUAAUAUUUUUAAUAACGAUAAAUUUAAAUAGCAAUUUUAUAUAUAUUAAUGGAUCACCAAUUCAAAAUAAAUUUACAGGUGGUGGUGUCACAACAUCACUAGUUGGAUCAUCAUUAGUUGGAACCAAAAUAAAGUCAUCAUCUUCAACCAUAUCGGCAAUAGAUGGCUCUUUUUUAAAUACUCUAAAUAAUAAUUAUUUAAAUACAGAUAAUAAUGAUUCACCUUUAUUACGAUCACCAAUAAAAGACAUAACGAGUAGCGCCACACAAAAUUUACUUCCAUUCACAAAUACAAAAAACCAUAGGACUCAGCAACCACAACCAUUACCCACUUCUGCAAACAUAAUUGCAUCUAGCACUACAACAUCUCCAGCAACCACAAUCCCAACCUCUCCUGUUUCAUCAACACCAACAACAACCAGCGAAGCUUCUUUUAUUGAUAAUACCUCAUCAAAAGCAAAAACAUCAUCACCAAUUGAAACUAACCCAAUUUCUUCAACCCCAAAUGAAAAAACAAUUUCAAACCAUAAUUCAAUUAUAUCAUCCAGAGCACCCAAAAAUAAUAAAAAAAAACCUUCUAAACAAAAUAAUAAUAACAUAAACACAAUAAGCGAAGAUGAUAUUUUUUAUGAAGAUUAUAAUUUAUUUCCAUCACAAUUUAGUUUUUGUGUAGGUGGAAUCUGUCCCAAUGGGGCUUGUAUGGGUGACUACCCAGGAUGUAUUGGCCAACUCAAUGAUAUAACAACAAGGUGCCCAUAUAAUGAACCAGUAAGGUGUAUGGAUGGUUCAUGCAGCAAGUCUCAAGGGUUGUGUCCAGAUUCAAUAGUUAACAAUUGUACAUUCGGUAUAUGCCCCAACGGACAAUGUGGACCAUGUAAUCAAUAUGAUGGUUGUACAGCCGAGUUACCAUUUCAAUGUCCAACCGGUAUUUGUGUGGAGUCAUCAUCAAGCUGCGAUAAAUGUGAGAAUGGUCAUUUAAAAUGCUUUGAUGGUUCUUGUAAAUCACCAUGUCCAUUUCCACCUUAUUAUUAUAAACCAAUUUUAUUAUCAAGGACUAUUAUGGAAGGAAAUAAAGAUACAAAAGUUUCAGUUAAUACUUAUGAAUCACCAUUUGAUUUUAACUCGGAUCAUAUUAAAAUUGUUGAUAUAUACAUCGAAUCAAAUACAUUACCAUCUUUGACCCAAAUAAAAGUUCAACCAGUAGCAGAUUCAAUAGUAGAAGCUAUAAAAAGCGAUGAUAGUUUAAAUUAUAAAUAUCAACUAUCACUUUUAACCCCAAUCAUUAAUAUUACUGCAUCAGUUAACGGAACCCAUAUAAGUCAUUUCAAAAAUAAAAUUAGAUUUGAAUUUAAUCUAAUAAACAAUCCUACAUUUGAUGUAAAUAAAUUAUAUUUUGCUUUUAUAAAUGAAACUACCGGUAAAUGGGAAAAAUGUUCAAAUAUUUCUAUUGUAGAUUCAAUGAUAAUUGGAUACACUGAUCAUUUUACAUCCUUUGCUGUUUUGACAUCUAUAACUGGGUCAUUUGGAAGUAGCUAUUAUAACAAAGCAAGUAUUAAUGGUGUUAAAACCAGUCAAAGUCCAUUCGCAAUGACAAAAAGUAAUCUUCCAACCAUUUUAGGUAUUGUAUUUGGAUGUGUUGGGGCAUGCGUUUUAAUUAUUGUCGGUGGUGUAAUACUUCAUCACUCUUCAAAACAUGGUGGCCUAAGACAUUGGUUAAUUUCUCGUUCAAAAUACUCAAAUGAAAAUAAUAGUAAUAACAGUAAUAACAUUAAUAUUAGUAAUAGUGUUGUCAUUAAAGAAAAAAAAAAUAAAAAGAAAAAAAAAGAUAGUACAGGUUCAAUAUCAACAAGCCCAAAGAUAUCAGAAUCUUCAGAACUAAUGCUAAAUAAUAGUACGACUAGUAUAACCAGAACAAUUUCUAAUAAUAGUAUAAGUAGUAAUGAUUCAAAUACGAGUGGUAUUAGUAAUAGUAUAGACUGUAGUAGCGAUAAUAUUUUAAUAAAUCAAAGCAAUAAUAAUAAUACUAAUAAUAAUAAUAUCAAUAUUAAUAAUUUUAUUAUUAAUAAUAAUAAUAAUAAUAAUAAUAAUAAUAAUAAUAAUAAUAAUAAUAAUAAUAAUAAUAAUAAUAAUAAUAAUAAUACCAAUAAUAAUAUUCAUAAUAAUAUUCAUAAUAAUCAAAAUAUUGAAUCCACCCAAAAUAUCCCAGCUAAUAGCGAAACAACUAUUGAUAUUAAUAGCAUAUAA